UAAAAAUUGCACAUAUACAUAGACACAUGACACAGUCUAGAGUUUUAUACACACAAACACUCUGAAGCACAUCUUGUUGUUGUCUAGAAACACAAUCAUGGGAGAUAGCAAUGCCAUCAUCGUCAAUAACAAAGAGAACCAAGAAACGCCCACGAAUCCUAACCCCUUUGUAUCUCUAUUGACCAAUUUUACCAAGUUUUUCAACUUCCCUCAGCCCAAAUCAGCUGCUCCUAAUCCCGAGGCUAAGCCUGAAAAUCCCAAGUCCAAGGCGCCGGUUGUGGUUGCGUAUCCUAGUAAGCAGACUGCUGCUCCUUUGAAGCUUGAAGCUGAGGAUCUUGAGAAGAACACCAACCCUGUUGUUCUUUGGCAGGUGUAUGCAAUUGGAGGUUUCUUUGUUUUAAAGUGGGCUUGGGCAAGAUAUAACGAACGCAGGGCCAAGAAGAAAACCAAUGAUGAUCCACCUCCAGCUGAUGAUUAGUCUUUACAUUGAAACAAAGAAAUCAUAAAAUUACUGGAAAUAGUUUGCUUUCACUUUGCAUAUUCUGGUUCCUUGUAUAAACCUGUUAAGUUAUGGUAAACGAAUCAGGAAUAUUUGCAUUAAAGCAUAUUGUUAACUAUUGUUAUAAAAUUCUAUCAUUACACUGG
This is a messenger RNA of Daucus carota subsp. sativus, 645 nucleotides long. RefSeq lists its product as uncharacterized. Gene Ontology annotation, cellular component: chloroplast. Lineage: Eukaryota; Viridiplantae; Streptophyta; Magnoliopsida; Apiales; Apiaceae. The coding region runs from base 98 to 478 and encodes 126 amino acids. The record is from RefSeq and is a predicted model, not a curated record. The transcript has 2 exons.